Molecule: messenger RNA, 945 nt
Organism: Orbicella faveolata
Lineage: Eukaryota; Metazoa; Cnidaria; Anthozoa; Scleractinia; Merulinidae
Product: calcium load-activated calcium channel-like
Biological process (GO): endoplasmic reticulum calcium ion homeostasis
Cellular component (GO): endoplasmic reticulum; endoplasmic reticulum membrane; cytoplasm
Molecular function (GO): calcium channel activity
Source: RefSeq, a predicted model, not a curated record
AAAAGGCCGGGCAGCUCGGCAGGCCAUCUUCCGACACUUCGAGGACACUUUGAAUGCAAUUUCUGCUAAUAUUUGUCAUUUGCUGUGAAAAUGUUAGCUGAUACUAUCCUUAUACUAUUUAUUUCAAUGGCUACUGCUCUUCUAUCUGAAGGAAUCACCUACUUGCUGGUUUACAGAACAGACAAGUAUAAAAAGUUAACUGCAGAGGUUGAGAAGGAUAGUAAAAGAUUGGAGAAGAGGAAAGAAAACAUUACAGACCUUCCCAGACAAGGUGGUCAGAAAAAGAAAAUGGAGAGAGUGGAAGAGAAACUUAAAAACCACAACAGAGACCUUUCCAUGGUUAAGAUGAAAUCCAUAUUUGCCAUAGGAUUUACCUUCACAGCACUCAUUGGCAUGUUUAACUCCAUUUUUGAUGGCAGGGUAGUUGCUAAGCUACCCUUUGUUCCCCACUCAUGGCUUCAAGGAUUGUCUCACCGUAAUUUAAUGGGUACAGACUUUACAGACUGCUCCUUCAUCUUCCUGUACAUUCUCUGCACCAUGUCUGUAAGACAGAAUAUUCAGAAGCUUCUAGGAUUUGCUCCAUCACGGGCAGCAAGCAAAGUUGGUGGUCUUCUAACUCCACCUCAGGGAACCAAGUGAAACUGCUUGUAGUGAUCUGCCUCCAAGCUCCUUUUCAUGCCACUUUGUAGUAAACUGAAGACAGUUUCUGCAUUGCAUGAUACAGAUAAGAACAGAAGUCUGCUCAGCUACAUAUGAUGUCCGUUUCAGUGGCUGCUCCUGAUGCACCAAAAAGUAAAGACAUUCUCACGAGUGCAUAUUGAUGCACUUGUCCUUCACUAGAUCUACCUCUGUUUUUGACAUGAUGUUUUGUCUACAGUCCUUUCAGUAGAAAAGGUCUAAAAGUCCUGUACUGUUCCAUGUUUUUAAUAAAUGUUGCUUGCUAGA